CCUGGCUGUCUCUGCUACGCUGCGGCGGUAAUGGCGGCGGUCGCCUCGUCAACUCCUCGCCGUUUUACGAAAAGGGAAGGUGUAGUUAGCUUAAUGGCUCCCCGUAUCGCUGACGUCUAUUGACGCGGUAACUUGCGUGCCAGUGACAGAGUUACACAUAUUUACUCAUUGAGACAAAAGCUCCAGCAUUCUGUGAAUCGCAGCGGGGAAAGUUACCGCGCCAAUCGCUCCGGAGCGCUUUGUAUUUUAUCGGUUUAAAAAUGUGUUAACAUCCGUUUCGCCCGAUUGUGAGCUGCCGUGAACUAGCGACGGCGGCUCGGACAUUCUAGCAGCGAUGACCCGAACGGAAACUUUACUUUGUGGCGUAAACGUUCGUCCUGGAUGGCGCGGACCGCUUAGCAGUCGGAGUGUAGCAUUUAACGCUAAAUCGUGCGGGAAAGAGUUCGUAAUGUGAAGUAUUGACUGUCGGGCCUAGCUAUGUUCCUUAACUCCGUGUUUGUUGCAUUAGCUCACACGAUGGAACCAAAUAGGAAGUUGAUUCGUGAUUAGCUUUAAGUCAAAUGUUACUAUGGAAGAAGUACAGCAGGGCAGCAAUGGCACUGAGACUGCCAUUUCCACUCUCCUCACAUCCUCUCAGUUCUCACAGAUAGCCCAACAGAUGUCGCUAGGUGGUUCUUCUGUGGCUGUUGUACAACUGCCAGGGGGUCAGUUUCAGGUGCAAGGAGUGAUCCAGACUGCACAGUCAUCAGUCAUUCAAUCCCCUCAGGUGCAGUCUGCACAGUCCCAGGGUUCAGACAGUGACGAUUCACAGGACUCAUCAGACAGCGGGGCAACAGCCCAACACACCAGAGAAAUACUGGCAAGGCGGCCCUCAUACAGAAAAAUCCUAAAUGAGCUUUCUUCUGAGGAAGUGUCACACAUUGAUGGAAAGGACAACAGCCCAGCAUCCACAGGAGUGACAGGUGUUUCACUACCCGGCACCCAAAUCUACCAGACCAGCGGCGGCCAGUACAUUACUAUAGCUCCAAAUGGCACAAUCCAGCUGGCGACUACAGGCACCGAAGGCCUUCAGGGAUUACAGACUGUCACCAUGGCCAACUCUGGUGUAGCCCAGCAAGGCACCACCAUCCUUCAAUAUGCCCAGACACCUGAUGGGCAGCAGAUACUGGUGCCCAGCAACCAGGUUGUUGUACAAGGUGCAGGAGGAGAGGUACAAACAUACCAGAUUCGCACAGCGUCCGCAUCCAGCUCCCUGCCUCAGACUGUAGUUAUGACCUCUCCUGUGGGAAUAUCUCACGGCAAGUCUGAUGAUCCCACAUUUAAGAGAGAAGUCAGGCUGGCAAAAAACAGAGAGGCAGCCCGUGAAUGUCGAAGGAAGAAAAAGGAAUAUGUUAAAUGCCUGGAAAACCGUGUCGCUGUUCUCGAGAACCAAAACAAGACCCUGAUAGAAGAACUGAAAACAUUAAAGGACCUUUAUUGUGUUAAAACGGGAUAACCUGUCUGAAUGCAGGUCAAGCAUUGAGAUGUGGCAGCACACAGCUCAGCCAUUCGGACAUGUUGGGGUUUCUGGGAACACUUCAUUUCAAGCUGAGAUCCUCCAGUUUUUUUUACUCUGUUUGAUACGAAAGUGACCUGUGAUCACAGUGAGAUAUACUCAACAAAAUGAAAAAUGAAAAAGAAAUUGGCCAUUUUUUCCACCUGCUGUUUUUUACUAAAUUUGCUAAUUCUAUAACAUUUAUAGUUGUGUACAUUUUUAAUACUGGGAGGUAUGAAAUCCUGAGCUUUAACUUUUAAGUCUCAGUUUCUAAAUGUAUCCCUUCCUUUUCUCUUGUGUUUUUAAAAUGUUACUGUUGGAUAUAUCUUUUUUCUUUUUAACAGCAUCUGCAGAGUAUUGCCUGUAUAAUUACUACACAGACACAAUUCCUGUUUUAUUUUAUGAACCAGCAAUUCCCUGUAUCUCUCCAUUACAAUUGUCAUUCCUUAUUUUGUGCAAUGGAAUAUCAAGGGUAACAGUAAUUUUGACGUCGAGUGUUGUUUGUUUGGUGGUUUCUUGGCAGUUACUUAGACAAUCAGGGAAAAAGCACAGUGUCCAGGUAAUAUUUAUUUUGUGCAUCUUGGGAGGGGUGGGGAAGAAGAACAAACUGUUUAUGAAAUGUUGCUGAUUCUGUAAGAAAAUAAAUAUAUUUUCACUCAAAA
Hippoglossus stenolepis (Pacific halibut) is the source of this 2196-nucleotide messenger RNA. It is a transcript of the gene atf1, whose product is annotated as activating transcription factor 1. The transcript is spliced from 8 exons. Gene Ontology annotation, molecular function: DNA-binding transcription factor activity, RNA polymerase II-specific; RNA polymerase II cis-regulatory region sequence-specific DNA binding; protein binding. Gene Ontology annotation, cellular component: ATF4-CREB1 transcription factor complex; nucleus. Gene Ontology annotation, biological process: regulation of transcription by RNA polymerase II. Bases 569 to 1495 code for a protein of 308 amino acids. The record is from RefSeq and is a predicted model, not a curated record. NCBI's taxonomy places the organism in Eukaryota, Metazoa, Chordata, Actinopteri, Pleuronectiformes, Pleuronectidae.